UACCACAACACCCAUGACUACACCAGUAAAUGCUACUAUACCACUUGUUACUACACCAGAGAAUAAUGCAACAGUAAACGCUACUACACCACCCAUGACUACACCAGGGAACAAUGCAACAGUAAAUGCUACUACACCACCCAUGACUACACCAGGGAACAAUGCAACAGUAAAUGCUACCACACCACCCAUCACUACUCCAGUAAAUGCUACCUUGGCACCUCUAACUACACCAGGGAACAAUGCAACAGUGAAUGCCACUACAUCACCCAUGUCUACAACAGCAAAUGCUACUAUACCACCCAUCACUACUCCAGUAAAUGCUACUAUACCACCCCUUACUACACCAGGGAACAAUGCAACAGUAAACGCUUCCACACCACCCAUCACUACUCCAGUAAAUGCUACCUUGCCACCUCUAACUACCCCAGGGAACAAUGCAACAGUAAAUGCUACCACACCACCCAUAACUACACCACGAAAUACUACAACAGAGAAUGCUACCCAACCAUCUCAGUCUACACCAGGAAAUGCUACUACACCACCCAUAACCAACUCAACAACUGGACCCACUGUCUCUACCACUAACCCAAUUAACACUACAACCACACCAGCUACCUGUCCUGCAGUGCCCUGCCCACCACUUAGUGUCUGUGUGAACUCCAUCUGUCAGUGUGUGACAGGAACUAUUCCUUUAAAUAAUGCCUGUGUGGAAACUAAAACCUUCACUAGUUCACUUCGGGUGAACCGCACUUUUGUAGAUGCUAUGAAUGAUCCCAAAUCACGUGAAUUCCAGGAAACUGCUAAAGAGAUAAUUGCUGCGGUAAAUGAAGCUCUGCGUAACCAGCCAAACUACAUUAACAGCACAGUAAUUAAACUGAUGUCUGGCAGUAUAGUGGCCUCAGUAAACAGUUUUUAUGAGCCCAAUUCUCCAGUCACACAGGAAUCGGUUAUAAAUGCCAUGAAUACUGCUAUAAGAGAUUGUGAAGCGGCAAACUGUGGCAUUCUUGCUAAUGCUCAAUACACUGCAACCAACCUGUGUGACCAAGUUCCUUCUCCUUGUGAUGGUGACACUACAAUGUGUGAGGCCAAAGAUGGGACCCCUGUUUGUACCUGUAAAUCUGGCCAUGUAUCUAGCCAAUACCAGGCCAGAAGCUGUCGAGUUUGCCCUAGUGGCUACAAAGCGCAAGAGAACAAGUGUGUUCAAUGUCCAUUUGGCUAUUCUGGAUUCAACUGUGAUGACUCCUCUUUGUUGGCUCUAGUGGUGGUGUCGUGUGUGUUAGGGGGAAUUCUACUCAUUGUGAUUUUGGCUGUUCUCAUCUACAUCUGUGUGACUCGUGGCAAGAAGUCGUCAAACAGCAAUUAUUACAGCACCCCUUACCCUGCUGAGGAGUUCAGAACUCCUCAGAACAGCUCCCAAAUUCCUCGUGUCACUCUGACAUCUAAUUCCAGCCCUGCUGCCACUGGCAACAGUCUAGAGAUGGCUGAAGGGCCAGGCAGGAAAGGCCACAGUAAUGGAUUGAAGAUUGGAGGAAAGUCGGGCUCAUAUGACCUCAGAACAGAUGGCAUGAGGACCUUUAAGGACAUAAACCCCACACGGUACUCUUAUCUGAUGGGUCAUGAAAACCCUUACUUCGUACAAGGAGAUGAGAAGAGAUGAUGAAAACAGCAAAGAAGGCCAGUGAGAAGUAAGAGGACAAGAAAAGAGUGCAAUAAUGAGGUGAAUUAUAAAAAGGCCUUGGAUCAAAAUGUUUCAGGAACGUUAACACUGUCAAAACCAAACUGCUGAUCACAGACUCAAAGUAUAUACACAAACGGCAUUUGAGAGAUAUUUAUAUAUAUAUACACUGUAAAAAAUUCGGUUGUGGUUGCCGGAAUUCUACCGUAAAAAAUACGGUAACAACAUUUUAGGUUUUACGGUUUUUACAUUUUACAGGAACUUACCGUUAACCAUUUAACAGGUUUGUACUGUAGCAUUUUCACAGAUUUUACCAUUAAAAUCAUGGUCAUUUUUUACAGUGUAUAUAUAUGUGUAUGUGUGUGUGUGUGUGUGUGUGUGUGUGUGUGUGUGUGUGUGUGUGUGUGUGUGUGUGUGUGUGUGUUUUACAGUUUUUAUUCCAAAUCUCUUUCACCCAGGAUAAAAUGCUCACUUCCUAAAAGUGCAUUGAUGAUUGGGUUUCUUCCACCACAAGCUUGACAAACAUGUCCUGUCUAUGACAAUGUGUUCUGUCUAUGACAAUGUGUUCUGUCUAUGACAAUGUGUUCUGUGUAUGACAAUGUGUUCUGUGUAUGACAAGGUUGACAAACACUCAACCACUCAUCUGUUGAUACAGUAUCUGUAUUUAUUGUUUUUUUUUUUCUCACUUAUGUUUUGUCUUUACAUUUCAUGUUCAGUGUUUUGUUUUAUGACAGAGAUCAUGCAUAUGUUACUGUGGUUUUUAACUCAAACUACAAAUUAUGUCAUUAUAAAGUAUAUAAUAUUAAACUAUAUUUUGGCACAUUUUAUUUAAAUUUCUUAUCUGUGGAAGCAAUAAGGGCAAACUAUACAAUGCAGUCCAGUAGUUCUGAAGCAUCUAAUCUAUAUUCUGACAUUAACAGCACUUUGUAGGAGGGAGCAUGUCAUGUCUUGUGUCUAUGUUUUUGUUUGUGUGUUUUAAAUGAUAUCUAUCAGAAAGCUGAUACAUAAAGUUAUUAAGUUUUGGGUGAUAUCUUUUCCAAAUUAUUUAUUUAUUUUAUGCCAGGACAAUGCAUGAUACCAGAAAUUGAUCUCUGUGCCUGACUGCGAUGUUGUCUUUUGAAUAGGAGAAUUAUGCAAUGAUGAGGAGUUCUCAACCAUGUCUCCUCUGUAGUCGUGCCAAUAAUUAUAUUUAUUUAAAUCAGAAGAUGAUUUUGUUUACUCAGCUGUCUGUUUGCUUCAAAUAUAUACUUAUUUAUGUGUAACUGGGAUAUGUAUCUGUACAUAAAGCUUUUGUUAAAAAAAAAAAAUAUAUAUAUAUAUAAAAAAGCUCAUUGGACAAAAUGAUUCAACCUGUUCUGAAUAUUAAAAGCAAAUAAA
Cyprinus carpio (common carp) is the source of this 3055-nucleotide messenger RNA. Its product is annotated as protein HEG homolog 1-like. The record is from RefSeq and is a predicted model, not a curated record. NCBI's taxonomy places the organism in Eukaryota, Metazoa, Chordata, Actinopteri, Cypriniformes, Cyprinidae. The transcript has 12 exons. Gene Ontology annotation, biological process: cell-cell junction assembly. The coding region runs from base 14 to 1660 and encodes 548 amino acids.